Molecule: messenger RNA, 2108 nt
Organism: Acomys russatus (golden spiny mouse)
Lineage: Eukaryota; Metazoa; Chordata; Mammalia; Rodentia; Muridae
Gene: Psapl1
Product: prosaposin like 1
Exons: 1
Coding region: 55-1629 (524 amino acids)
Biological process (GO): sphingolipid metabolic process
Cellular component (GO): lysosome
Source: RefSeq, a predicted model, not a curated record
AAGUUUUAUAGCAACAGCCAAACAGAGGCAGCAGCCAGUGGAACUACAGGCAUUAUGCUGUGUGCUCUGAUUCUCUUGUCUGGUCUCCUUGGGGCCACCAUGGCCAGCCCCAUCUCGGGCCCCCAGGAGUGUGCCAAGGGCUCAGGAGUAUGGUGUCAGGACCUACAGGCAGCUACAAGGUGUCAGGCCGUGAGGUACUGCCAGAAUGCUGUCUGGAACAAGCCCACAUCCAGGUCCCUGGCCUGCGGUGUGUGCCAGGAUGUGGCUGCCGCUGCUGGUAAUGGGAUGAAUCCAGAUGCUACAGAGUCGGACAUUUUGGCAACAGUAAUGAAGACCUGUGAGUGGCUUCCGAGCCAGGAGUCUUCAGCUAAGUGUAAGUGGAUGGUGGACAACUACAGCUCAGAUGUCCUGGGAAUGCUCAGCAGAACCUCAGGCACUGCCCUGGCUCCGGUAUGUACUGCACUCACCCUCUGUGAGACACUACAGAGGCACCUAGGCACAGCCACUUCUGAGAGUUCGCUAACUCCAGAGGACGCAACUGAGGUGAUAGCUCCAUUCUUAUCCAAUGGGGCCCUGAGUUUCCACCCACCACAGAUGCCCGGGGGUGCCGUGUGCCAUGACUGUGUCCAGCUGAUCUCCCGGCUCCAGGACACCCUAGAGUCUAACUUGACCUUGGCAGAGGUAACUGUCCAGAAUCAGUGUGAGUCCCUAGGGCCUGGCCUGGCUGACCUCUGCAAGAACUACCUCCACCAGCAAUUUGUCCCUGCUAAGCAAGCGCUGCAGGCUCUGCCCCCACAGGAGGUCUGCAGGAAGGGGGGCUUCUGUGAGGAACAGAGAGAGCCUGCCCACCGGCUGGCUCAAGUGGCCGCUGUGGACGGAGUCCCCUCUCUGGAGCUGGAAUUGCCGCGGAAGAAUGAGAUGCAGAUGCAGUUGGGCCUGACCUGUGAUGUGUGUUUGAAUGUAAUCCAGGAGAUGGACAAGUGGCUCAAGACCAACAGCACAGAAGCUCUCAUCACCCACACCCUGGAGCGAGUGUGCUCCAUAAUGCCCAGUUCUCUGGUCCAGCAGUGCGUCACCCUGGUGGACUCCUACAGCCCCAGCUUGGUGGAGCUCGUGAGCAGAGUCACCCCAGAGAAAGUGUGCGACACCAUCGGGCUGUGUCGUAGCAAAAGGCAGGCAAGGUCCAUCUCCAAGGCUGAGGCAACCACACCAUCCCUGCUGAUGGAUGAGGAAAACCAGGGCACCUUCUGCCAGGGAUGCAAAAGGCUGCUGGACGUGUCUUCCCAGAAUCUGGACCGCAAGAGCACCAAGCGGGACAUCCUGAAUGCCUUCAAAGGUGGCUGCCGAAUCCUGCCAUUGCCUUACCUGCUGCAGUGCCACCGUUUCGUCGCGGAGUAUGAACCCGUGCUCCUAGACAGCCUCAGGUUCAUGAUGGACCCCACAGACCUGUGCAAGAAGAUGGGGGCCUGUCACGGCCCCAAGGAUCCACUGAUAGGCACGGAUCAGUGCGUCAUGGGCCCCAGCUUUUGGUGCAAGAGCCAAGAGGCUGCCGAGAUGUGUGAUGCCUUGGAGCACUGCCAGCGCCUUGUGUGGAAAAAGCCAGGCAACAAAAACAACAAGCAGCCAUGACUGUGUCCAACAGAACCCAAAGCCUGCCAGGGCUGACCCCCACCCACCUGCAGGCUUCGGCCUCGCAAGAGGACCCUAUGAGGUGGGUACUAUCCUGUCCUCAUGUCAUAGAUGGAAAAAAACUGAGGCUCUGAUUAGGGAAUUGCAGCAGAGCAGAGCUGACAUCCAAAGCCAUGCUCUCCUGAUGCUGGGCAGCUUUCUCUCUGUCUCUGCCCUUAUCAAAGUCUUUUACAAGCAGAAGGUCCCCCUCCACCCCUGCCACAAGCAGGAAGUCCUCCUCACCCCUGCCCCAGUAAGCCACCCUCUCCUGCCAUGCUGUGAUGCUGAUGGCCUGGAGAAAUCUGUCAGUGGCCUCCCAUGCAGGGUGAGCACCCAGCUCUGAGCCAAAGCAAUUGCAGGAGGGUCAGGUAGGUAAGGGUAGGGUAGAGGGGACUGUCAUUAGUCAGGCCAGUGGUCCUUAUCAAUAGUGAUGGGUGGAG